Molecule: messenger RNA, 1200 nt
Organism: Phlebotomus papatasi
Lineage: Eukaryota; Metazoa; Arthropoda; Insecta; Diptera; Psychodidae
Exons: 1
Coding region: 1-1200 (399 amino acids)
Biological process (GO): DNA replication, removal of RNA primer
Molecular function (GO): RNA-DNA hybrid ribonuclease activity; nucleic acid binding
Source: RefSeq, a predicted model, not a curated record
AUGACGAACGAUAGGCAAAUUAGUAUUGUUAUAGCCUGUGUGGCAGUUACAGGAGUUAUCAGAACAGCGCCAACGUCUGCUCUGGAGGUAAUGUUGAGCCUGCCACCACUUCCGCUCUUUAUUAAGAUGGAAGCGAGUUUGGCUGCUUUGAGGUUACGCUCGGCAGGAACUUGGAGGAUCGGAUGUCAUCCGGCGGGACACGCGAGAAUACUCGACGGACCUGUCAGGAGGCACCCUGAUCUUUUGAUGAGGGAUGACUUUCAGUGCGAAAGUUUUCCCAGAACACGGAUUAACUCUACGAUACACACUAGGUCUGAGUGGAGCGACCGCGAGGGGGAAAUUAUUGAACCUGGAGCGGUGGCAUUAUUCACAGACGGCUCUCGUGUGGAAGGCUCCUCAGGGGCCGGUUACCACUGUCCUGGGCUUCAGCUCAAUGGAUCGGUGCCUCUUGGCCGAUACACAACUGUGUUUCAGGCCGAGGUUGCUGCCAUAGUGUUUGGAGUGCGUAGGCUGAUGGAUGCCGGCGUCGAAGGAAGGAAAAUACAAAUCUUCUCGGAUAGCAAGGCCGCGAUUCUUUCCAUAUCUGGUUGGAACACGCGGUCUGCUCUUGUCUCCGAAUGCCAGGAGGUGUUGGAGGCGACCUCACAGAUAUGUGAGGUUGGACUACACUGGGUACCUGGACAUAGUGGAAUUGCAGGCAAUGAGGAAGCAGACCGCCUCGCUGUUGCGGGAGCUAGGACAGCUUUCACUGGACCUGAACCAGUAUUAGGGCUUUCCUCACAAGUGAGGAAGUCUAUUAUAAAAGAAGACAUGUUAAAGGCCCAUCAAACGGACUGGACCGCGACAACUAAUUGUCGUGUGUCCAGACUGUUCAUGGCCAAUAUCGAUAAAAAACGGACGGAUUAUGUUGUGGGUGGCAGCCGCUGGAGAGCCCGGCGGGCUGCCAACACUUUAACCGGCCAUUGUUUAAAGAAACAUCUGAAUAAGAUUGGCAUCCAAUGCGAUCCAAUGUGCAGAGGAUGUAAUGAGACUGAAGAGACGGUCAUACACCUUGUGUGUGACUGCCCCAGUUUGUGUAACUUGAGGCGGAAGCUGCUUGGUAAAGCGGUACUGCCUCAGAGUGAAUUACCAGGGAUAAAGCCGGCCUGUUUGAUGGAGUUCAUCCGGAGAUCGGGCUGGCUUGACACCCCCUGCCCUUAA